Messenger RNA from Schistosoma curassoni, 1407 nucleotides. Lineage: Eukaryota; Metazoa; Platyhelminthes; Trematoda; Strigeidida; Schistosomatidae. The record is from the annotation of a GenBank genome assembly.
CAACAUGAAUAUUUACGUUACUGGUAUAUUAUGUACUAUAGGCUUGAUCAUUUCACAAGGGUUUACUGCUACUACAAAUUUACCUGAAGAUCAAUUAGAUGAACUUAAUAUUAUAAAUAAAUAUUUAAAAUUAAAGGGAAUUAACAAACAAUUCACUGAAGACGAUCUCCAGGAAUUGCUGAAUAACAACGAGAUUGAUAAGCACCUUGUGAAGAAAAUAGACAAUACACAUCCUAUUGAAACUUAUACUCAGAAGCAUGAUGAACCCAUAAUCCCUUUGUGGAUUAUAAAUCCGCCAUACUACUUGGCUGAGAAGCUAUUUCAACUAUUGGGAUAUCUCAUAAGAUACGAUGAUGGCCUUGAAGUAUAUCGACCAUAACGUCAGUAUCACAACUACAUAGUAUGGGAAUGAGUUCAACAACUAUUCUUAAUAACUUUGUUUGGUUUUCUUUAAACAUUUUGAAUGAACUAAUAAAGGAUGUUGAUAAUCAUUUUAAGUGAUUAAAAAUAAAUUAGAUAUUCAAUUUUUGCCUUCUUCUGAGUAAUGUAAGUUAUUAACCUUAAUUAAGAGUACCUAAACGAAAAUUUGUCACUAGAAAUUACUUAUGUUCGUUGUAGUAUUACAUCUUUCGAAUCAAUACGCAUGAAUGUAAACACAGGUUUAUUUCAAACAUAUAAGUCUGAAACUUUAGGUAUUGUAAUAAAAUUAUUUUAUUGACAUUUAUUGUCACUUGUUAUGCUGAUCAAAUGGUGUUUUGUUGUAAGUGUUAGGAGAUAUAAACUGAAGUUUAGUUGGUAUGAAAGUAUACUACGUAGCAAUGGGUAGCGGAACUCCCAUCCACACUUCUGACUUCUGUUGAUAGUAAGUAUUAGCAGAACCUAUUAUAAAUAUGGGGAACAUUUAAGUUAUGGAGGAUUUUAUUGAUAAGAUGAACAAAUUCUCUACUAUCGGAAUGAAAGAACAUGAAGCCGAUUGACAGGUGAUAUGCAGUACUAUGAUGUCGACGAGUGAUGGCUGCUCGCCAGACUGGGUUAUUGACGAAGGGGCUUGAGUGUUUUGAAAUAAAAGACAAGACCACUAGCCAAAAGAAUAUUUUCAUGAAAUAAAAUGAUGCGUCUAUAAACAAAAUGCUGACACAAGGAAAUAACGCGAUAAGAUGUCAUAGGCGACUGCAUGAUAUUAGUUCAUAGAUCACUUACACUUCAAUCAAGAACUGACUGUUAAACCAAAUACUUGCCCAUCAUAUCAGCUUGGUAGCAGUCAAACAGAAGUGUUGUCCUCUAAGUAGGUUCUUGAGAGAAUAUAUGUCACAUAAGAAUCAGUUUUUUUAGAAACCCAAAGAAUUGAAAUAUGAUAGUACCGUCAAUGUAACUAGAAUCAAGGUUAUUAUUAUUAUUAUUAUUAAU